This is a messenger RNA of Myzus persicae (green peach aphid), 549 nucleotides long. RefSeq lists its product as uncharacterized. The record is from RefSeq and is a predicted model, not a curated record. NCBI's taxonomy places the organism in Eukaryota, Metazoa, Arthropoda, Insecta, Hemiptera, Aphididae. The coding region runs from base 1 to 549 and encodes 182 amino acids. The transcript has 2 exons.
AUGAAUUUCAGAGUGUCAAAAACCAGUGUUAGUUAUAUUGUUAUUGAAGUUUGUCAGGCAAUUUGGACUACACUACGUGACGUACAUAUGCGAAGACCAUCUAUUACAGAUUUUGAAAAUACUGCAGAUGCAUUUUACAAUAAGUGGAACUUUCCAAACUGUAUUGGUAGCAUUGAUGGAAAGCAUAUACGAGUAAAAUGUCCAAAAAACUCUGGCAGUAUGUAUUAUAACUACAAACAAUUUUUUUCAAUCGUUCUAUUGGCUAUUGUUGAUGCCAACUACCGAUUUAUGUUGAUUGACAUUGGAGCAUAUGGUAAGGAUAGUGAUGGUGGUGUUUUACAUAAUUCAAAAAUAUACCAUCGUAUUGAAAAAGGAACAUUAAAAGUGCCUAACACGAAAUUACUUCCGAAUACAACAAAUAUGGCACCGUUUGUAUUUAUAGGUGAUGAAGCUUUUCCUUUGCGAGAACAUUUGUUAAGACCAUUUCCGAAAAAACAAUUAGGUGACGAGGACAAAUCGUUAAUCCCCCUCAAUCGGUCUAUAUUUUGA